Molecule: messenger RNA, 2268 nt
Organism: Ostrinia furnacalis (Asian corn borer)
Lineage: Eukaryota; Metazoa; Arthropoda; Insecta; Lepidoptera; Crambidae
Product: putative protein FAM47C
Exons: 3
Coding region: 1-2268 (755 amino acids)
Source: RefSeq, a predicted model, not a curated record
AUGAGACAGAUGCAGUACUUCCUGCCUGCAAAUCCUUUAUCAGGAUCUAUGACAAAGGAGCAACUUCGUCAAAGAAAGGCGCCGCAGGAGCCCGGUGAGUCUACAGUCACCUGGCGCAUGACGGCGCGCGCCGGCGGCCACGUGCGCCUGCUCCGGCGCGCGCCGCAGCCGCCCUACCCGCUCACGCGCCAGGCGCCGCAGGAGCCCGGUGAGUCUACAGUCACCUGGCGCAUGACGGCGCGCGCCGGCGGCCACGUGCGCCUGCUCCGGCGCGCGCCGCAGCCGCCCUACCCGCUCACGCGCCAGGCGCCGCAGGAGCCCGGUGAGUCUACAGUCACCUGGCGCAUGACGGCGCGCGCCGGCGGCCACGUGCGCCUGCUCCGGCGCGCGCCGCAGCCGCCCUACCCGCUCACGCGCCAGGCGCCGCAGGAGCCCGGUGAGUCUACAGUCACCUGGCGCAUGACGGCGCGCGCCGGCGGCCACGUGCGCCUGCUCCGGCGCGCGCCGCAGCCGCCCUACCCGCUCACGCGCCAGGCGCCGCAGGAGCCCGGUGAGUCUACAGUCACCUGGCGCAUGACGGCGCGCGCCGGCGGCCACGUGCGCCUGCUCCGGCGCGCGCCGCAGCCGCCCUACCCGCUCACGCGCCAGGCGCCGCAGGAGCCCGGUGAGUCUACAGUCACCUGGCGCAUGACGGCGCGCGCCGGCGGCCACGUGCGCCUGCUCCGGCGCGCGCCGCAGCCGCCCUACCCGCUCACGCGCCAGGCGCCGCAGGAGCCCGGUGAGUCUACAGUCACCUGGCGCAUGACGGCGCGCGCCGGCGGCCACGUGCGCCUGCUCCGGCGCGCGCCGCAGCCGCCCUACCCGCUCACGCGCCAGGCGCCGCAGGAGCCCGGUGAGUCUACAGUCACCUGGCGCAUGACGGCGCGCGCCGGCGGCCACGUGCGCCUGCUCCGGCGCGCGCCGCAGCCGCCCUACCCGCUCACGCGCCAGGCGCCGCAGGAGCCCGGUGAGUCUACAGUCACCUGGCGCAUGACGGCGCGCGCCGGCGGCCACGUGCGCCUGCUCCGGCGCGCGCCGCAGCCGCCCUACCCGCUCACGCGCCAGGCGCCGCAGGAGCCCGGUGAGUCUACAGUCACCUGGCGCAUGACGGCGCGCGCCGGCGGCCACGUGCGCCUGCUCCGGCGCGCGCCGCAGCCGCCCUACCCGCUCACGCGCCAGGCGCCGCAGGAGCCCGGUGAGUCUACAGUCACCUGGCGCAUGACGGCGCGCGCCGGCGGCCACGUGCGCCUGCUCCGGCGCGCGCCGCAGCCGCCCUACCCGCUCACGCGCCAGGCGCCGCAGGAGCCCGGUGAGUCUACAGUCACCUGGCGCAUGACGGCGCGCGCCGGCGGCCACGUGCGCCUGCUCCGGCGCGCGCCGCAGCCGCCCUACCCGCUCACGCGCCAGGCGCCGCAGGAGCCCGGUGAGUCUACAGUCACCUGGCGCAUGACGGCGCGCGCCGGCGGCCACGUGCGCCUGCUCCGGCGCGCGCCGCAGCCGCCCUACCCGCUCACGCGCCAGGCGCCGCAGGAGCCCGGUGAGUCUACAGUCACCUGGCGCAUGACGGCGCGCGCCGGCGGCCACGUGCGCCUGCUCCGGCGCGCGCCGCAGCCGCCCUACCCGCUCACGCGCCAGGCGCCGCAGGAGCCCGGUGAGUCUACAGUCACCUGGCGCAUGACGGCGCGCGCCGGCGGCCACGUGCGCCUGCUCCGGCGCGCGCCGCAGCCGCCCUACCCGCUCACGCGCCAGGCGCCGCAGGAGCCCGGUGAGUCUACAGUCACCUGGCGCAUGACGGCGCGCGCCGGCGGCCACGUGCGCCUGCUCCGGCGCGCGCCGCAGCCGCCCUACCCGCUCACGCGCCAGGCGCCGCAGGAGCCCGGUGAGUCUACAGUCACCUGGCGCAUGACGGCGCGCGCCGGCGGCCACGUGCGCCUGCUCCGGCGCGCGCCGCAGCCGCCCUACCCGCUCACGCGCCAGGCGCCGCAGGAGCCCGGUGAGUCUACAGUCACCUGGCGCAUGACGGCGCGCGCCGGCGGCCACGUGCGCCUGCUCCGGCGCGCGCCGCAGCCGCCCUACCCGCUCACGCGCCAGGCGCCGCAGGAGCCCGGUGAGUCUACAGUCACCUGGCGCAUGACGGCGCGCGCCGGCGGCCACGUGCGCCUGCUCCGGCGCGCGCCGCAGCCGCCCUACCCGCUCACGCGCCAGGCGCCGCAGGAGCCCGUUAGCUGA